Rhincodon typus (whale shark) is the source of this 5623-nucleotide messenger RNA. Its product is annotated as ankyrin repeat domain-containing protein 50. The coding region runs from base 127 to 3564 and encodes 1145 amino acids. The transcript is spliced from 2 exons. The record is from RefSeq and is a predicted model, not a curated record. Gene Ontology annotation, molecular function: protein binding. NCBI's taxonomy places the organism in Eukaryota, Metazoa, Chordata, Chondrichthyes, Orectolobiformes, Rhincodontidae.
UUCCGGAAAAUUAGCUUGGAUGAUUUGCGUAAAGCCUACAUUGUGAAGGACGUACAGCAGUAUAUCCUGUAUCGUCUGGACCAGGAAGAAGCAUUAAGACAACACCUGACUAAAGAAACAGCUGAAAUGUUAAACCAGCUCCAUAUUAAAAGCAGUGGCUGUUUUCUUUAUCUUGAAUGUGUCCUUGAUGGAGUGGUGGAAAGCUUUAUUAUGCUGCGAGAGAUUAGGGAUAUUCCAGGAACAUUGAAUGGACUAUAUCUUUGGCUUUGUCAAAGGCUUUUUGUGCGAAAACAGUUUGCCAAAGUGCAACCUAUUCUAAAUGUAAUUUUGGCUGCGUGUAGGCCAUUAACUACUUUGGAAUUAUAUCAUGCAGUGUGGACAAAAAACAUAACCAUGACAAUUGAAGAAUUUCAACGGAAAUUAGAUAUUUUAUCAAAGGUUCUCAUAGAUGGCUUGGGGAGCACUAAAAUUCUGUUUCAUUACAGUUUUGCAGAGUGGUUGCUUGAUGUGAAGCACUGCACACAGAAAUACUUAUGUAAUGCAGCAGAGGGUCACAGAAUGCUUGCCAUGAGUUACACAUGCCGUGCAAAAGAACUCUCCCCUUUGGAGGUACAAGAGUUUGCACUACACCUGCUUAAUUCUAACUUGCAGCUAGAACCACAUCACUUAGCCUUGUGGAUGAUCUGGAAUGGCACACCUGUGAAAGGAGCUUUGUCGACAAUAGUUCCUAAAGAGCAGGAAAUACUACAGCUUUUAGUAAAAGCAGGAGCUCAUGUGAACAGCGACGAUGACCGCACAUCAUGUAUUGUACGUCAGGCUCUAGAGAGAGAAGACUCUAUUCGAACUUUGCUAGAUAAUGGUGCUUCUGUUAAUCAGAGUGACUCAAAUGGAAGAACAUUAUUAGGUAGCGCAGCCUACAGUGGCAAUUUGGAUGUUGUUAACCUCCUGAUAUCUAGAGAUGCUGAUCUGGAAAUUGAAGAUAAUCAUGGACAGACAGCGCUUACGCUUGCUGCUAGACAAGGUCAUACAAAGGUUAUUAAUUGCCUCAUUGGACACGGUGUUAACAUAAAUCACACUGAUCAAGACGGCUGGACCGCAUUAAGGUCAGCAGCUUGGGGAGGACAUACGGAGGUGGUAUCAGCACUUCUCUAUGCUGGAGCUAAGGUAGAUUGUGCUGAUGCAGACAGUCGAACUGCUCUCAGGGCUGCAGCAUGGGGAGGACAUGAGGAUAUUGUUCUCAAUUUACUUCAGCAUGGAGCUGAGGUUAACAAAGCAGAUAAUGAAGGAAGGACUGCACUUAUUGCAGCAGCAUACAUGGGACAUAGAGAGAUAGUAGAACACCUGGUGGAUCACGGUGCAGAGAUCAAUCAUGAAGAUGUGGAUGGCAGAACAGCUCUAUCAGUAGCAGCGCUGUGUGUCCCUGCAAGCAAAGGUCAUGCAUCAGUGGUUAGCUUACUGAUUGACAGAGGAGCAGAAGUUGACCACUGUGACAAAGAUGGUAUGACUCCAUUGUUAGUAGCAGCCUAUGAAGGCCAUGUGGAUGUUGUUGAUUUGCUUCUUGAAGGAGGGGCAGAUGUGGAUCACACUGAUAACAAUGGUCGUACUCCUCUUCUGGCUGCUGCAUCCAUGGGUCAUGCAUCUGUUGUAAAUACCUUAUUGUUUUGGGGUGCAGCUGUAGAUACUAUUGAUAGUGAAGGAAGAACAGUACUAAGUAUAGCCUCAGCACAAGGAAAUGUAGAAGUGGUGCGGACUCUGCUGGACAGAGGACUAGAUGAGAAUCAUAGGGAUGAUGCUGGUUGGACUCCAUUACAUAUGGCUGCAUUUGAGGGUCACCGACAAGUAUGCGAAGCACUUAUUGAACAAGGUGCUAGGACUAAUGAGGUGGACAAUGAUGGUCGUAUCCCUUUAAUACUGGCAGGACAGGAGGGCCACUAUGACUGUGUACAGGUUAUGCUUGAAAACAAAUCCAAUGUGGAUCAGAGGGGUUACGAUGGUAGAAAUGCAUUACGUGUUGCAUCAUUAGAAAGUCAUCGUGACAUAGUUGAACUGCUCUUGAGCCAUGGAGCCGAUGUGAAUUACAAGGAUGCUGACAGCCGCCCAACAUUGUACAUUUUGGCACUUGAAAAUCAACUAGCAAUGGCUGAGUAUUUGCUAGAAAAUGGAGCAAAUGUGGAGAGCACAGAUGCAGAGGGGAGAACUGCUCUUCAUGUCUCCUGUUGGCAAGGGCACUUGGAAAUGGCCCAAACUUUGAUAAAUUACCAUGCUGAUGUCAAUUCUACUGAUAAUGAGAAACGAUCAGCUCUGCAAUCUUCUGCAUGGCAAGGGCACGUGAAGGUUGUGCAGUUACUAAUUGACCAUGGAGCAUUGGUAGAUCACACAUGCAACCAGGGUGCUACUGCUCUUUGUAUUGCAGCCCAGGAAGGACACGUAGAUGUUGUUCAGACAUUGUUGGAACACUCAGCGGAUCCAAACCAUGCAGAUCAAUUUGGACGGACUGCAAUGAGAGUUGCAGCAAAAGGUGGCCAUACACAGAUUAUAAAAUUAUUGGAGAAGUAUGGGGCAUCGAGUCUAAAUGGAUGUAGCCCUUCUCCAGUUCACACAAUGGAGCAGGCAGCCCCUCAGUCUGUCACUAUGAAAAUGCACUCUUUAACAAUUAAAUCAAAUAGCUCUGGCAGCACUGGUGGAGGAGAUCUGCAGUCUGCUAUGCGUGGUUUUUCUAAUGGUCCUCAACACCCUUUCAGUUCACCCUCUGAAUCUCCAGAUUCAACUGUUGAUCGACAGAAGUCCUCACUGUCUAAUAAUUCACUCAAGAGUUCCAAAAACUCAUCUUUACGUACAACAUCAUCCACAGCAACUGCACAGACUGUACCCAUGGACAGUUUCCAUGGCAUGUCAUUCACGGAGCAGAUACAGCAGCAUUCAUUACCACGCAGUCGAAGCAGGCAGUCUAUUGUAAGUCCCUCAUCUACUACACGAUCCAUAGGACAGCAUGCUAGUUCUCCAACUAGUGAAUAUGAGUGGGGACAAAUGAAACCCAAUGUGAGAUCUUCUAAAAGUGUUAAAACUGGACACAUUGAACCUAGCGAAGGUUCCACCAAAAUUGGUUCAUCUGGGAAGAGAUCAGCCCAAAACAAGCAAAACAACUGCCCUCAGCCAAAGGUUUUGGAAUAUGAAAUGACACAACUAGACAAACGAACAGCCAUAAAUAAAAUAGUACAGAAUAAUGCAGUGCCAUUAAAACAAGCACCACUUGAGUCACAAUGUAAGAUACUGAUUCCACACAGUCCACAGGAAACUUCAAGGGCUCAACAACAGUUCUUAAUACAGCAGCAUGGGGAACAAAAGAAAAGAAAUGGAAUAAUGACAAAUCCAAAUUAUUUACAAGGGAAUCCUGUUCUCCUGGGCAGGGUUGCAGUUCCAAAGAAUGAACAGGAGAAAGGACAUACUGAAUGUUUGGAAGGUUAUCCAUUAGCAGAGACUGAACUAAGUCUGAAGCAAGCCCUAAAAUUACAGAUUGAGGGGACAGACCCUAGUUUUAAUUACAAGAAGGAAACACCAUUGUAGCAGAGAAAAUCUAAUGGAUUUCAGUGAAGUGCAGCAAUUGGUUACCAUCAUACUUUGCUGCUGGAACACAAAAGACACUGAACCAAUUGCAGCCUCAGUGGAACAUCGGCCUGAUUUGAAGAAGUCACCCGAUAUCAGUCUUGAAAGCACAUUCGCUUUGUGAAAGCAGCAAUGGAGAAGUCUUACUACCGCAUAAAUGUUCAAUACAAAAUAACUGUGCCUAAAUUUAUGUCUGUCGUUAAGUAUAGCCAUUUAUAUGCUUUACAUAUUUAUUUGUGUUACUUUGUAAUUUCAUAACAAAAUAGUAGUUACAUCCCAACAACUGUUGCUAUUUUAUGAUGCAUUGAGGAGAAUUCAGCAUGCUGAAAGUGAAGUUAGAAUUUGAUUGAAAUCAACAGAAUAUUGAGAUUCUAAUUAAGCAAGGCUUUGCUGAUGUUCUCUGACGAAAGAUGUGAUCUGUGGAUUGUAGCAGAAUACGCACCACCUAUUGCUGUGGAUUCAGAUCUGCAUUUAUAGACUAAGUAUGCAUGGAACUUUUUCCCUGGACCCAUUAAGUUGUUUUGAUAAGAUGACAUUACAGAACAUCCACAUAAAACUGAAAAUGAUUUUGAAACUGAAUUAGUCUAAUACUUAUUUUGUUUUCUGUUAUGCAGUGUUGGAUUCAUAAACACAUAUACAAAGGGUGACCUCAGGUCAAGUACAAAUUUUGAAGGGAGAUUUUUUUAUUCUUAAUGGAAGUUGGAUGUACAAAUUAUAGUGGAGUACAACAGCAUACGUUGAUUUCUGUGCGUGUGGUUUUCUUUCCUGUUGAAGAAAGAGACAGAAUGCAGCCAGCUAUGUAACAUGCUACAGAAAAGCUGGUUGCUUGCUGUACAUUUGUGACUUUUUGUGUAAGCUAAAAAGAUGUAAGGUGGUGAAGAUAUAGAUGGCAGGACAACUGUGAUGUAGUGCAUGGUCAUACUUAGACAUGAGCUGAUUCCAAGGCCAAAUCAAUAUAUGUUUUGUAUAUGAGUAAUAAGCAUAGCCUCAUAUGGGAAAAGUUAGAGAAGCUUGUAUUCCAGUACAGUAUUUUUGUCCCUGUGGGACUAUUGUCUGAUCAACAGACUGCAGUUUCAGAUUUUGGAAGUGUUGACUUUGCCUCUGCAGGCUUGAUCAUGUUAUUGCAUCCCCGAAUUCUAAACAGAGCCCAGGUAGGAGUAAUAAACACAUACAGCUUCAUCAUGGGCAGCAUUUGUGUUUAUUACUCAAAAAGAAUGUACUUGAAGUUUCAAAUGAUCCCUGCAGCCUUUCUUGUUAAUUAGGUUUUAUAAAUGCCUUCCUUAUUAUCAUACUGAUUAGCCAGUUGUCAGAUUUAUUCAUAAGGUGCUAAAAUUUUCAGAGAAUAUGACUCAGUUUGGAGUUUUGGAAGUUAUUGUUUGGUUUUGAACUCAUUAGAAAUAUGAUUUGUUUAAUUUCCCUGCAAUGCAGAUGCUGUAAAGAGAAAAUUCCCAGAUUGGUGUCAUGAGUAAGUAGUAUGUUGAGUCUGUAUCUCAAAUCACCAGGCUUUGGGUGGAAUGAGUUGAGGGGUUAGCACAAAGGGCUAAUUAAAUUGCUUGAAACAUAAAAGCUUGAAGAGUUAAAAAAAAAAAUUGUUCUUGUUUUGGGCCUGAACUUCUGAUUUAGCCAUAUAAUCAUCUAUUUGAUUCUAUUUAACUAAAAAUAUCCAAAGUAAUUUGUUGAUUCAGUUGAAAGAAAAGCAGCUGAGUGUUACAAGUGGCCAUGUGCCCUCCAAUCAUGUUCUCCUAUAUUUAACUCCAGGCAGGAUUUGAAUUCUGUAUGUUUGUAUUUUUUUUUGAUUAGUUUUGUUUUGCUAUGCAAAUCUAUUUUGUUUAUUCAAAUAGUCACUUAACUGCAUUUCAGUUAGUUAGAUUUACACUUAAAUCCUUUUUUUGUAUUUGGUUGUAAAUAGCUUUAAUGUACAUUGAAUUUUGCAUUGUAAGAUUUUAUUUUAUUUCUUGUAUUAUAUUGAGCAAAAAUUCCUGUGUAUAGUAAAGUGCUUAAUAAAUAUAUUUGCUUUUCA